AUGCGUUACACCAUUGCUGCUUUCGCGCUCGCCGCCACCGCUGCCGCUGUCCCCCAGUACGGAUACGGUGCUCCGGAGAGCUCUGCUCCCGCCUACCCUGAGUACACCCCUGCUCCCUCUUCCACUCCCGCUGCCGAGUACCCUGCCUACCCGGUCAGCACCCCCGAGGCUGCCACCUCCUCCAAGGCUCCCGAGUACCCCACGAGCUCCGCUCCCGCUGAGUACCCCGUCGCCUCGGUCUCAUCCAAGGCCCCCGAGUACCCUGUCGCCUCGGUCUCCUCCAAGGCCCCUGGUUACCCCGUCGCUUCGGUCUCCUCCAAGGCCCCCGAAUACCCCGUCGCCUCGGCCUCCUCCAAGGCCCCCGGUUACCCCGUCGCUUCGGUCUCAUCCAAGGCCCCCGAGUACCCCGUCGCCUCGGCCUCCUCCAAGGUUCCUGAGGCUUCGUCCAAGGUCCCCGAGUACCCUGCGUCCAGUAAGCCAUCCAAGCCCUCGUCGACUGCCUCGUGCAUCAGCUCAACAACCAUCACUGUUACAGUUCCCUACCCUACUGGUUCUGCCUCGGUCCCCGCUGGUCACGCUUCCUCCGUCCCUGCUGGCCCUGCUUCCUCCGCUCCCGCUGGCCCUGCUCCUUCCGCCCCAGCUGGUCCCAAGCCCUCCGCUCCCGGUGCCUACCCCACUGGCCCGGCUCCCUACCCCAUUCCCUCCGGCACCGGCGCUGUUCCCUCCGUCCCUGCCGCUGGCACUGGCUACCCCACCAAGACUGGUGGCUACACCAAGCCCAGCACCCCUGCUGAGUUCACUGGCGCUGCCUCUGCUCUCAACGCUGCUGGCUUCGUUGCUGGUAUUGGUGCUUUCGCCGCUUUCUUCUUGUAA
Messenger RNA from Ascochyta rabiei, 873 nucleotides. RefSeq lists its product as uncharacterized. The coding region runs from base 1 to 873 and encodes 290 amino acids. The record is from RefSeq and is a predicted model, not a curated record. Lineage: Eukaryota; Fungi; Ascomycota; Dothideomycetes; Pleosporales; Didymellaceae. The transcript has 2 exons.